Molecule: messenger RNA, 4049 nt
Organism: Mauremys mutica (yellowpond turtle)
Lineage: Eukaryota; Metazoa; Chordata; Testudines; Geoemydidae
Exons: 17
Coding region: 71-2668 (865 amino acids)
Molecular function (GO): calcium ion binding
Source: RefSeq, a predicted model, not a curated record
UCUUACAUUGACCAGCCGUCCAUCAUGGCAGCCCUGCCUAUCUUCCCAGGAAAAUGUUUUCAAGACAUUUAUGUUAAAAAACUCUGCUAUGUGUAAGAUGGUCCCUAACUACACAACCUUUGUGAGUGGUGCAACUUUGUGGGAUAGAGGCAUUUACCAUCCUGCUCACAAUCGUCGCCAUGAGAGACCUUCAUUACUAUGCCCCAGGUUUACAGCUCACAUGAAAAUUUCACCUGGAAUCCUUGAGUCUCCCCAGAUGCUCAGUACCAAGUUCCGUGGCUUUCCAGUCAAACAGAUGAGUCAAAACAAAACAAAAUUCCCAACUCAGAGAAACACCUGGAGAGAUACAGUCUGGUUUAGAAGAGGACAGAAACAGGUUGUGCAUACAAAUAUACCCAUUCACCGUGAAUAUAAAGUUCCAAAAUUACCUCCACCAAGUUUGGCUUCCAGCGAGGAAGAUCUGGCUGAGGCAAUUGUCCACACACCUACUCCAUCAGUUAGAAACCAGGAGACCUCUUUAACACAGACUAUUGGAUCAGAAGAAAAGAAAAAAGAACCUGAGCUCUUAUGGACUAACACAGAAAUUGACAAAGAUACAGAGUUGGAUGAGUUAGACAAGCUUCGGAACAGUGUUUCUCCAUUACUUUCUGAAACAGAACACACUCCCUCAGAUUUCAGUAGGCUGACUUCAAGUAUAAAGAGCAACCAGACGCUGUUCAGCUUUGAGAGAGAAACUGACUGGUCAGACACAGAACUUGAAGCAGCCAGUAGCAGUAGCCAAACUUCCUACCACCCCAUUCUGCAUACAAGCUCUCUACUGGUGGCAAGUGGUUACUGCAGUGGCUUUCUGAGCCCCAGUCUGAACAGUUCCAGUUACCAUGGCACUGCAAACAUUCUCCAAGCUUCAUCAUAUUCUGUGAAAAAAUGCUCAGGGCAAACACCUUCUUUCGUAGAAAUUUGGCAUGACCGUCUCCUGCACCACUGGCCUGUUCUUCCACCGAUCUCCCCACAAAGAGCAUGCUCGGAUACGACAUGUGAGGUCAGAUCUCAGACAUCCAAACUUAGCAGUGCUACACAAGAUGCAUUCAAUGAACCUGAAGGAAUUAAUCCACGAACAGGCUGCUCUUUGUCUCAGUGCAAUGAAAGGAACUCCUCUGAGGAAGACCUAUCAGAUCUCUCAGGACUUUCUAAAAGGGCUGCGUCUUUGAACAUUGGAUGUGUAAGUGAAGAUGAAUCACUAGCUGCAAUCAGGCUUUCCUUGUUGGAUCACCAGAGUUGGGAAAAGACAGGCCAAGAUGAAGGUAUUCAGAAUGAUGUCGAAGAAUGGUGCAAUGCCUCAGAAGACAUUUUGGGAUAUAAGAUGGAAAAUAUUAUUGGAUCUGCAGCCCUAGAUGCCAAUGGCUUCCUGCUUCAUCUUGCACCUGCCUUCUUGAAAGAAAACAAGACAUCAGAUACUUACUCAAAUAAUGGAAUAGCUGAUCAGCAGAGUAUCUACACAAUGGUUGGUUGCAGCAAGUCAGAGGCAGUGUUUAUUCUCAAGCAAUUGCAAGGGGGAGAGUGCGCACGGACAGGGAUUCCCCCUCCCAAGACUGUUGGAAUGAAAUCACCAAAUACUCUGAGGAAUGAAGAAAAUUCUUUUUCUACUACUGAACUACACCCAAAUACAGGCUUGGAAAUAAAAUCAUCUAUAGCUGGAGCUUCUUUGGUUGAAGACUGUUGUUUGUUCCCCCAGUUAACAGGCUUGAAUGAAACUGAAUCCAAGCUGGAGAGUAGGGACCCCAUCUCUCUUGGACACAUGCACAAGGCUCAGCAUGAUACAGUACUGAAAGAACCAGCGGAAGAGUCAAAUAAGGAUAUGGAUGGCUGUUGCAUUGGAGAUAAGAGGCCUGGAGAGUCCAGAACACCCAGUCAUGCAAAUAGAGGAAGACCUUCCAAUCUGGACCACACCAUUCUGCUGGGAAUGGACCAACAACGAAAAGCUGAGGGAAGACAAGCUCAAGCCUUACACAUUUACUCAAAACUCCAGGAGACUCAAAAUCCUGCAUUCCAAGCACCUGAGACUAGGACUAUCUCCAACUUCGAAGAUUUCGACUUUUUGGCAAAAUACUGCAUCUUCAGCCAGGAGAAGUUGGCUAAGUACAAAAGGGCUUUUGAAGCAGUGGAUACUGAUGGAGAUGGAUACUUGAACUGCCUGCAAGUUUUGAUGGCUCUGAAAGAAACUGUCCCUUCGGAUGCACUAACUGAUGCCGAAGAACUUUAUGUAUAUAGGAUCUUAGAGAUUGUUGACUAUUAUGUAACAGAUGGCCUGACAGACCUCCGACUCUUCGCAGUGAUGGCUAGCUUGGCACAGAAAAUAGCAGCACUGGACAAUUUUAUGAGAGCGUUGAUUGGCCGCAUGGAUUUUAAAGCCUUGGAACUGAAAAUGUACAAUGCUAGGCAAUUAUUUCUGUGGAAUAUUGACUCUCACUCCAGCAGCAUCACAGUGGACCAACUUUUGGUAGAGCUGAAGGCUGGCGGGAUAAGCGAAGAGCAUGAGAAAGCCGUGCAGAGAGAACUGCGACACAUCCAGAAACUGGAUCUUCUUGAUUUCUUGACUUACCUGCCACUCUUUGUCCUUACCCACAACUCUGUCAUUGCCAAUCCACUGGAUGAUUCGAGAACAAUCUGACCAACUACCUUAACUCUAGCAGAAGGGAAGCUGAAGUCUUGUGAAGGCUUCUGAUUUACCAUUUUCCAGCAGACACCACAGAUUGUAGUGGUGCUAAGGAACAACAGAUCAGAAACAAAAAUUGCAAUUCCAAUCAAUACACUAGUACGUGUAAAUACAGCAAGGCCUCAUCUGUAGCCCUCAGUCACCUACUCAGGCCUUGCAGGAGUAAAUCAGAUAGAGGCUCAAAUAUUGAGAUUUGUAAAUGUAAAUGUUGAGGGUACAUUUGGCACCCACAGGGACAGUGGCUGAGCCACAGUCUUGGAAAUGUUCCCAAGAAUUAAACCGUGUCAGGGUUUCUGUGAUGAUGUGGCCCCCUUUAUACAUGAGGGGCCACAUUUUCAGAAGGUCUCAGCAACCACAGUUGUGCUCAAAAUGGCUACUUCAUGUAGGUGCCUUGAAUGGGAAGAGUUGGAUCCAGAGCUCUUUUGAAAAUCUGACCCGUUAUCUGCUGUUAGAAUAUAUUUUUAAAAAAUAAUUGUAAAAUACUAAUAUAAUGUGUAGGAAUUCCUUUUUCUCCAUUUAUCUCAGCCAGUGCACUUUUAAGUCUGGUUACUGUGACCGGCCUAUAACUAUUGAGAAUCAACAGGUUAUUUCUAGUGUGUAGUGAGAAAUAGGCUGAAAAUUUUGCCUUUUCAAUCUGAUCACAAACGUUUUGAAAUUAUAUUGUUAAACUGUCAUUGGGUAAAGUGAGAUAAACAGCAUCUGGUUCAGGAUAAUCAGCCACUGAAGGAACCUGGAUCUACCUAAAAGAGUCAAAAGUAAGAAAAUGUAUCAGACAAAAGCUGACCCCAGCAGGCUUGCAAGGAUGUUGUGUCAUGGGGGAUGUUGAUGUCACAUCCGGCAAGAGCAACUAUGUAUAUAGGUGGCAAUCUGUAAGUCCUUACAAUAGACUCCUAUGGAACCUUUGCUUUGUCUUCAAUGGGAGUUUUGAUUUACUAAUGUUAGGUGUGUCCAAUGAUUUUCACUGUGUUUUUGUAGCACAGGUCCUUCACAAGGAUUUUCCUUAGAUACCUAAUGCAAAGCACUCUGGACCAAAUCCUCAGCUGGUGGAAAUCUAAGUAUUGGACCAUCUGAGGUAGGGUUGCCAACUUUCUAAUCGCACAAAACUGAACAACCCUACCCCACCCCUUCCCCAAGGCUCCGCCCCUUCCCCGACUCUUCUCUGAGGCCCAUCCCUGCUCGCUCCCUCACCCCUCCCUCCGUCACUCACUCUCCCUGACCCUGAUUCACUCUCACCGGGCUGCAGCAGGGAUGUGGGGUAUGGGAGGGGGGUGAGAGCUCCAGCUGGGGGUGCAGGCUCUGGGGUGGAGCCAGGGAUGAAGAGUUUGGGAUGUGGGAG